This is a messenger RNA of Ochotona curzoniae (black-lipped pika), 564 nucleotides long. RefSeq names its product cytochrome b-c1 complex subunit 8. Bases 121 to 369 code for a protein of 82 amino acids. The record is from RefSeq and is a predicted model, not a curated record. The transcript is spliced from 3 exons. NCBI's taxonomy places the organism in Eukaryota, Metazoa, Chordata, Mammalia, Lagomorpha, Ochotonidae. Gene Ontology annotation, biological process: mitochondrial electron transport, ubiquinol to cytochrome c.
AGUGACUUCAGGGCCUCCGCGAGAGCCGUCGCCUAUCCUGCCGGAAGUGACGCAAGGCGGCGACAGCGGCGUCCGGCUCGUAGGAUUUGGAGGGCGAGCUGACCCCGGGCCGCCGCGACGAUGGGCCGCGAGUUCGGGAACCUGGCGCGGGUGCGGCAUGUCAUCAGCUACAGCCUGUCGCCCUUCGAACAGCGCGCCUUCCCGCACUUCUUAAGCAAGGGCAUCCCCAACGUGCUGCGCCGCUCCCGGGCGUCCGUGCUUCGCGUGGUGCCGCCGUUCGUGGUGUUCUAUCUGGUCUACACCUGGGGAAAUGAGGAGUUUGCCAAGUCCAAGAGGAAGAACCCAGCUGACUUCGAACAUGACAAGUGAGCAGCUCUGGGGCCGGCAACGUGGAGGCCUGAAGGUGCAUCCGGCGUUUCUGUGAGCAGACUCUGGUGUGACCCUGAUUCCUGCAGCUCCGCUCCUCAGCGUGAACCCCGACGGCAUCCCGGUGGUGGAGGGGGGUGUAGGUGUCACCUUCUGAUCCCAUGAUAAUAAACUCUGACAAGUGUGUUGUAACUCUCA